Molecule: messenger RNA, 1425 nt
Organism: Leptonychotes weddellii (Weddell seal)
Lineage: Eukaryota; Metazoa; Chordata; Mammalia; Carnivora; Phocidae
Source: RefSeq, a predicted model, not a curated record
GGCAUGGCCAGGGAGCCUUUGUGGGCAGCCAGCGCCCAGACCGACGUAAGCCCAGCAGUCAGGGCAUGACAAGGUCAAAGUGCUGUGAGGUGGUCACACCCAGGGCUCCUGCGAGGGCCACUGUCCCUGGGCUCUCCUGUACUCUGAGCUCUUCCUCUGCAGAGAUUUGAGGUGUUUCAGGCUCUCACUGCUCCCCGGUGGUGGCCUUGCUUCUCAACCCUUGGUCUCUUGUCCCUGCCGCUGCCAAGUCCCAGCAUCUGUCCCAGGCCAUAUGACCUUGGUGUCCCAGGCCUACGUCCUCCCUGUGUACCUUGCCCUGAGCUGAAAGGGGGGAGGGCCAGGUUUAGGGCCCUGUCCCCAUCUCUGCUGCUGUCAUCCCCCAGCACAUCUGCACGAGCCAAUAGACUAUGCAUCUGGGAAGUCAUAAAGAAGAUGAGCUUCCAAACAUUGGGAAAACCAAAAGCAAGCAGGACUGGCCAUCACCUGUACUCCCUUCUUUCAGGAAACCUGAGGCAUCCCAGGGCUUGUUGAAAAAGGCUGUGGAGACCCUGCUUCUCUUCCAGCUUUCGUAAUUGCCAGUGGGGACUGAGAACAAGUCUCCUGACCACUCUUCUCAUCUGCAAGGACAUGCCCUACUACCGGUCCCAGUUUAAGAAGUGUGCAGUGGUGGGCAACGGAGGCAUCCUAAAGAACAGCCGCUGUGGGAGGGAGAUCAACAGCGCCGACUUUGUCUUCCGGUGCAACCUACCCCCCAUCUCAGAGAAGUACACCAUGGAUGUGGGCGUGAAGACGGAUGUGGUCACUGUGAACCCCAGCAUCAUCACAGAGAGGUUCCACAAGUUGGAGAAGUGGCGGCGGCCCUUCUACCGGGUGCUGCAGGUGUACGAGAACGCGUCGCUGCUGCUGCCCGCCUUCUACAACACGCGCAACACCGACGUGUCCAUCCGCGUCAAGUACGUGCUGGACGACUUCGAGUCGCCGCAGGCCGUGUACUACUUCCACCCGCAGUACCUGGUCAACGUGUCGCGCUACUGGCUCAGCCUGGGGGUGCGCGCCAAGCGCAUCAGCACCGGCCUCAUCCUGGCCACGGCGGCGCUCGAGCUCUGCGAGGAGGUGCACCUGUUCGGCUUCUGGGCCUUCCCCAUGAACCCCUCGGGCCUCUACAUCACCCACCACUACUAUGACAACGUCAAGCCCCGCCCCGGCUUCCACGCCAUGCCCUCCGAGAUCUUCAACUUCCUGCACCUGCACAGCCGGGGCAUCCUGCGCGUGCACACGGGCGCCUGCAGCUGCUGCUGAGGGUGGCGGGCUGGCCGGCCCCCGCGGCGAGCAGGACCCCGCUCCUCCUCUCCCUCCUGCAACGGGCGGGGGCGGGGCGUGGCUGCCGCUCAGGCUGUCACUGCCUCGGGCGUUCAGCUUCCUGCG